Messenger RNA from Medioppia subpectinata, 3615 nucleotides. NCBI's taxonomy places the organism in Eukaryota, Metazoa, Arthropoda, Arachnida, Sarcoptiformes, Oppiidae. The record is from the annotation of a GenBank genome assembly.
GAAUUGAGGGCUGCAUUUGAUAAGGAGAGCCCAAAGUUGUCACUGUCCGCUGCAGUCCAGGCGGGUCUACCCGGCGGUGCCAUUGAUAAAGGCUACGAUAUCCCAGCCCUGUCUAAGGCGCUGGACUACCUGUGCGUAAUGACGUACGACUUGGCCGGCGUGUGGGACCAGAAGACUGGCCAUCACUCGGACUUUAAACGGUCGACCGAAUGGAGCAAAUCAUAUGUAGAGAAAGGUUUCCCAAAAGAGAAAGUGUUGGUCGGAGUGGCCUUCUAUGGCAGGGGGUAUACACUGAAAGACGCGGCACAACACGCGACCGGCGCCCCCAUCGCAGCCGCAUGGGUAAAGGCCAAUGGCUACGGCGGUAUAAUCAUGUGGGAAGUUGGCCAGGAUGACGUUAAGGGCACAUGUUGCUCGGUGAAAUUCCCAAUGCUCCGGGCAAUUAAUAAUGCGGUGGCCGGGUAUGGGAUGCCUGACCAACCCUUUUCCCACAUGGUUAAUGAUCCCAAACUGAGGGCCCCCUUCAUCAAGCAUACUGUCGCCUAUUUAAAGAAAUAUGGUUUCGAUGGUCUGGACCUCGACUGGGAAUACCCGGUCUGUUGGGGCGGCGAUUGUACUAAAGGACCCGCAACUGAUAAACUUAACUUUGGUAAACUACUCUUGGAAUUGAGACAAGCAUUUAUUAAACAAAAACCGCGACUAUUAUUGUCGGCCGCUGUAUCGGUCGCUAUUGUUGGCAGAUAUGAUGUGGCCUACGAUAUUCCAGCGAUGGCUAAAGCGCUGGACUACAUGUGUGUCAUGACGUACGACAUGCACGGCGUGUGGGACAAAAAACUAGGCCACCAUGGUGCGUUUGGCCUGUUUUUGAAUUGGACUAUGCCGUACGUGGCAAAAGGCUUUCCCAAACAAAAGAUCAUGAUGGGUGUGCCGUUUUAUGGCCGCGGCUUCACCAUGACAGAUCCGGCCAAACACUAUGCGGGAAAUGCCAUUACGGGUGUGGGCAACACACCUGCCGGCGACAAUGGGGAGUCCAUGUACAGCGAACUAUGUGAUCUAGUUAAAACUAAGGGCUGGGCCAAGCUGAGAAAUUCCCAUUAUGGUAGCGACCCAUACGCUUAUCACGAUAAUAUAUGGGUUGGCUACGACGACCCGUUCCAGGCCUAUGACAAGGCCAAAUGGGCCAAAGACCAUGGCUUUGGCGGUAUAAUGGUGUGGGAGAUUGGCCAGGAUGAUCAGAAAAAGUGCUGCUCGUUACCGCUGUGCCUAAGUCUACGUGUGAUAUGUUUUUACCCCGAAUAUCGGUUCGUGGAUCUGCCGCCUAAAGACUUUGAGCCAACCCUUUGCACACACAUUCAUUUCGCGUAUCACUGGUUGGACGCGACUAGAAAUGUGAUCGUUGACGCUCACGGCAGUGCCCGACCCGCGCUCUACAACAGCUUAAAAACACUCAAAAAGCGAAACAGUAAACUCAAAUUAAUGGUGGUGCUAGGUGGGUCGGGCAUGCCUAAUGAGCCCAUGUCCGCCAUGAUUAGUGGUCCCAAACUGAGGGCCGCGUUCAUUAAAAAUACGAUCGCUUAUCUUAAGAAAUACGGUUUCGAUGGUUUAUCGAUGAACUGGUUGUAUCCGGUGUGUUGGAGUGGCAAUUGUACUGCAGGACCCACAUCUGAUAAUCCCAACUUUGGUAAAUUAAUGACGGAAUUAAGACAAGCGUUUAAUAAGCAAAAGCCACGGCUAUUACUGUCGGCCACAAUUGCCGGCUCAUAUACCGGCAGUCCAUCUGAUAAAGCAUACGAUUUGACCGCUAUAUCUAAAGCAGUGGAUUACUUGACCAUUAUAGCUUACGGGGCAACUCCAGCUAUGAGAGCAGCCAAGACUGCAUUCCAUUGGAGUAACAUGGUGUUGGCGUACAAUUGGGUUCAACCAUACAUUGACCGUGGUGUGCCCAAAGCAAAAAUAGUGGUAGGGCUGUCAUUUUAUGGCAUCGUACUUACUCUAAAAGACCCGACUCAACACAUUGUGGGCGCUCCCAUUACUGGUGUGGGUAAUACACCGGCCGGGGCGGGAAGUAUGGCUAAUUAUACUGAAAUAUGCGAUUUGGUUAAAAAUAAAGGCUGGAUUAAAGAGACAAAUAAAAAUGAAAGGCCAAAUUUCCAAUGCUCCGCGCGAUUAACAAUGUAUUUUUCAACACUGGAAAAGGGAUCUCAACUUACGUUAUCGGUGUCGGUAUGCAUGCGAGUGAUAUGUUUUUACCCCGAGUAUCGGUUCGUGGAUCUGCCGCCCAAAGACUUUGACCCAACCCUUUGCACACACAUUCACUUUGCGUUUCACUGGUUGGACGCCACUAGAAAUGUGAUACUUGACGCUCACGGCAGUGCCCGACCCGCGCUCUACAACAGCUUAAAGGCACUCAAAAAGCGAAACAGUAAACUUAAAUUAAUGGUGGUGCUAGGUGGAUGGGGCAUGCCUGAUCAGCCCAUGUCCACCAUGAUUAGUGGUCCCAAACUGAGGGCCGCAUUCAUUAAGAAUACGAUCGCUUAUCUUAAGAAAUACGGUUUCGAUGGUAUAUCCAUGAAUUGGAUUCUGCCGGUAUGUUGGAGCGGCGAUUGUACUAAAGGUCCCACAUCUGAUAAUCCCAAUUUUGCAUACGAUCUGACCGCUAUUGCUAAAGCAGUGGAUUACCUGACCGUUUCGGCUUACGGUGCGACCCCAGGAGUGACCAAAAAUGUAUACCAUUGGGGAGAUAUGAUGAGAGCGGGCGCGUGGGUUAAACCAUACGUUGACCGUGGUGUGCCCAAAGCAAAAAUAGUGGUAUCGUUGCCAUUUCACGGCCGUGCGUUUACUUUACAAGACCCGACUCAACACACUGUGGGCGCCCCCAUUACCGGUGUAGGUAAUACACCCGCCGGGGCUGGAGGUAUGGCUAAUUAUACUGAAAUAUGCGAUUUGGUUAAAAAUAAAGGCUGGACUAAAGAAAGAAAUAAAAAUGGUAAUGAUCCCAUUGCUUAUAAUGGAAGUAUAUUGGUUACCUAUGAUGACCCAUGGCAAGUUUAUAUAAAGGCCAAGUAUGUGAAAGAUAAUGGUUACGGUGGUGUAUUGGCGUGGGAGAUUGGCCAAGAUGACCGACAUUUUUGUUGCACGGUCAGAUUUCCAAUGCUCCGUGCGAUUAACAAUGUACUUUUUAACACUGGAAAGGGAAUCUCCACUUACGUCUGGGUAUGCGUUGCACUGAUAUUCGCACAGUUAUCGCUGUGCGUAAGUCUACGAGUGGUCUGUUAUUAUUUCGACGACCACUGGAAAAAUUUUCCUCCCAAAGACAUCGACCCAACCCUUUGCACACACUUUCACUUAGCCUUUCACUUAUUGGACGCCAAUAAAAACGUAAUCGUCGACCACACGGGCGCCGCCCGACCCGCGCUAUACAGUGCCGUUAAGGCGCUAAAGAAACGCAACCCUAAACUCAAAACAUUGAUUUCGUUGGGCGGACCCGUCAUUUACGAUAAUUUAUUUUCCGCUAUAGUAAGUGAUCCCAAACUGAGGGCCGGUUUUAUUAAGAAUACGAUCGCAUAUCUCAAGAAAUACGGUUUCGAUGGGCUGUCCAUUGCCUGGCAAUAUCCG